Molecule: messenger RNA, 3229 nt
Organism: Vombatus ursinus (common wombat)
Lineage: Eukaryota; Metazoa; Chordata; Mammalia; Diprotodontia; Vombatidae
Product: zinc finger protein 383-like
Biological process (GO): regulation of transcription by RNA polymerase II; central nervous system development
Cellular component (GO): nucleus
Molecular function (GO): DNA-binding transcription factor activity, RNA polymerase II-specific; RNA polymerase II cis-regulatory region sequence-specific DNA binding
Source: RefSeq, a predicted model, not a curated record
UCUGGUGUCUCUUCUCUGCCCCGGUGCAGGAGCCUGACGUAGGGAAGAGGCAGCGGCACCUUCGGAGGUCUCAGGUCUCAUGGCUCUGAAUCUCCUUCUUCCCCUUGAGGGAAGCCCGGAGGAGCAUGGCGGGUCCCCCGGGGUCCCCUUGACCCCAGACCAGGAAGUGAUGUCGUUCAGGGACGUGGCCGUGGACUUUACCGAGGAGGAAUGGGGGUGCCUGAGCCCUGCUCAGUGGCAGCUGUACAAGGAGGUGAUGCUGGAGAACUACAGGAACCUGGUGUCCCUGGGGCUAAAAGAGGACAAACCAGACCUGGUCUCCUGGCUGGAACAAGGGGAAGAGCCAUCAGCCUCAGAUCUGCAGGGAGAGGGCCCCAGGAGCCCCUGUCCCUGGGAAGGAGACACUUCUGCCAGGUGUCGAGGAGCCAGUGGAUGCCACAGCCCUGCUGGGCCCUCAGCCUGGGAUUCUGGACUCGAGAACCAGCAGGAGUCACUUGGAAGACAAGAAGGAGGAGGAUUGCUAGUGACAUUUGUGGACAGCCCUAGAAGGCGUGUUGUUCCCCAGGUGCCCACAUUUUGGGAGAGUCCUUACCAAGAGGUCAUGUUAUGGAAACAAAUGGGAAGCCUUGCAGGGGAGACUCCAGGGAAAGUCCUUUCCCAGGAAAAAGAUCUCAGCCAGUCUAGUGUCCUGGCGCCCACUGCUCAGGGAGGCCAUGCAUGUACUGACUUGGGAAGGGGCCUUGGUCAGAGCAUGUCCAAGCACCCAGGACUGAGGCCUCCUGAUGAACAUGGGAAUCUCCCCCAUAAUCAGCAGAACAGAUAUGAACCCUAUGAUUUGGAAGAAGGUAGACAGAAUUCUGGCAAGCGCUCACCUCUUAUUCAAAAUCAGAGAUCUCAUGGUGAAGAGAAACCUUAUAAAUGCACAGAAUAUGGCAAGGCUUUCAGCAACCAUUUAGACAUUAUAAAUUGUGAGAGAACUCAAGAGAGAGAGAAACCUUUUAAGUGUAGUCAUUGUGGAAAGGCCUUUAGGUGGAGCUCAGGUCUUACUAAACAUGAGAAAGCCUGUGAUUAUACAGAGUUUGGGGAGGCCUUCAACCAGAACUCAGAUGUUACUAGAAAUGACCAAUUUCAGAGUGGAAAGAAGCCAUACAAGUGUAAGGAAUGUGGGACUGCCUUCAGUUGGCGCUCAUACCUCAUGGAACAUCAGAGAACUCAUACUGGUGAGAAACCUUAUGAAUGCAAGGAUUGUGGGAAGGCUUUCAGCCAGAGCUCCAGUCUUACUAAACACCAGAGAAUUCACACUGGAGAGAAGCCAUAUAAAUGCAAGGAAUGUGGAAAUGCCUUCAGGCAGAAUUCACAUCUUAUUCGACACCAGAGAAUUCACACUGGAGAGAAACCUUAUGAUUGCAAGGAAUGUGGGAAGGCAUUCAGCCAGAGAUCAGACAUUAUUAAACAUGAAAGAAUUCAUAGUGGAAAUAAACCAUAUGAGUGUAAGGAAUGUGGGGCAGCCUUCAGUUGGCGCUCAUACCUCAUUGAGCAUCAAAGAACUCACACUAUUGAGAAACCUUAUGAAUGUAAGGAUUGUGGGAAGGCCUUUAGCCAGAAUUCAUCCCUUAUUCAACAUCAGAGAAUUCAUACUGGAGAAAAACCUUAUGAAUGUAAUGAAUGUGGGAAGGCCUUCAAACAGAGAUCAUCCCUUAUUCAGCAUUAUAGAAUUCAUACUGGAGAGAAACCUUUUGAAUGUAAAGAAUGUGGGGCAGUCUUCAGUGGGCACUCAGGUCUUAUUCACCAUCAGAGAAUUCACACUGGUGAGAAACCUUAUGAAUGUAAGGAAUGUGGAAAAGCCUUUAGGCAGAGCUCAGCCCUUAUUCAUCAUCAGAUAACUCAUACUGGAGAGAAACCUUACAAAUGUAAAGACUGUGGGAAGGCAUUCCGCAGGAACACGGUUCUUACUGAACAUCAGAGAAUUCACACUGGAGAGAUACCUUAUGAAUGUAAGGAAUGUGGCAAAGCCUUCAUCCAGAGAUCGGCUCUUAAUCAACAUCAGAGGAUUCAUACUGGAAACAAGUCUUACCUAUGUAAGCAAUGAGAAGGCCUUUGUCCAGAGAGAGAGAAACCUUAUGAAUGUAAGGAAUGUGGGAAAGCCUUUAGGCAGAGCUCAGCCCUUAUUAACCUGAAGAAAUAACUCGAGAGAGAAAAGUUGAGUGUUUAAUAAUUAGACAAAGCCUGAUUCGGUUAGAUCUGAGCCAUUACUAAACAUGAAUUAAUCAACGUGCAUAGAGCCAUGAAUGUGAAAAUUGCUUGUCAUUUGGAGAUCAGAUCUUACUUGGAAUCACAGAAUUUACCUUGGAGAGAAACUCUGAAUGUCAAGGAUGUGGCAAACCCUUCAGUCUUAAGAAGACUCUUAAUCUGUACCAGAGAAUUCCACCUGGUAGGAAAGCCUAGAAAUGUGUGGAGUAUGGGAAAGCUUUCAUUCUCGAUAUCACCAACUAUCCGAGACAGAAUCCCUGUGAAGGCAGCGACUGUGGAAAAGCUGCCACUCAGAGGUCCAGCCUGCUUCACCAUCAGUGAAUUCAUGCUGGAGGGACUUCCCGCGAAUCGAAGGUAUACAGGAGUGAAGUAAAGGGUUCUGCCAAAGCCCGACUCCCCUUCACCUCAGAACUUCAAGAAAUGCACCCACUGAAGUGAUAGGAUCACAAAGAGAAAAAGGAACAAAUUCUCACAAAGAAAACUUGCAGAGAAAUCAGCGUAGAGACCGUUGUAAUGAGUCAAUCAAAACAGAGCCCCAGUAUAACGCAAGAGUAUUGCCUCUUGGAAAUCCCACUUUGUCUGAAGAUCACUGAGCGAGCAAAGAGAGAACUGAUAGUGCAAGUCCCAUGAGUAGGAAGCAGACAGAAUUAUCUUCAAGAAAGGAAGUAACUAUUUGUUGAAAUCAGGGUACUGCAGAUUAAGGACACUGGAACUAAGAAGUCUGGGGUUGAGGGAGCGGGGGAACCAGGGCUCAGGAACCACGCUGUUAUCUGGGCUGGGCAAGGGAAGCAUAAAAGGUUAAGAUCCCAGUAAAAGUGACCUGGUGGGCCAAGACAAGCUGGGGAUGAGGAUGUAUGUAUCUAAGAGCUAGCAUGAGUGGGUCCUUUCAAUGGGAAAAAAUUACAGAUGCCUAAAGCUUCACCGAAAAAGACAGGAGCCUGUGAUCUGGGUGUGGGCUGGGCGGAGAGGUCGGACAGGA